Nycticebus coucang (slow loris) is the source of this 4121-nucleotide messenger RNA. RefSeq names its product mitogen-activated protein kinase 13 (gene MAPK13). Gene Ontology annotation, molecular function: ATP binding; MAP kinase activity. The transcript has 11 exons. The record is from RefSeq and is a predicted model, not a curated record. Gene Ontology annotation, biological process: MAPK cascade; protein phosphorylation. Bases 120 to 1343 code for a protein of 407 amino acids. Gene Ontology annotation, cellular component: cytoplasm; nucleus. Lineage: Eukaryota; Metazoa; Chordata; Mammalia; Primates; Lorisidae.
AGGGGAGGAGCGGGUGGCGCGGGGCGGGCCGGCCCGGGACGCGGGGACCGGGGUUCUGGGAGCCCUGCGGGCCGCAAACGCAGCCGCCGCGCUGGGGCCUCCGAGAUUGCGUGCCCGGCAUGAGCCUCACCCGGAAAAAGGGCUUCUACAAGCAAGAAGUCAACAAGACCGCCUGGGAGCUGCCCAAGACCUACGUGUCCCCGACGCACGUCGGCAGCGGGGCCUAUGGCGCCGUGUGCUCUGCCAUCGACAAGCGGUCAGGGGAGAAGGUGGCCAUCAAGAAGCUGAGCCGGCCCUUCCAGUCUGAGAUCUUCGCCAAGCGGGCCUAUCGGGAGCUGCUGCUGCUGAAGCACAUGCAGCAUGAGAAUGUCAUUGGACUCCUGGAUGUAUUUACUCCAGCCUCCUCUCUGCGCAACUUCCAUGACUUCUACCUGGUGAUGCCCUUCAUGCAGACGGACCUGCAGAAGAUCAUGGGGAUGGAAUUCAGUGAGGACAAGAUCCAGUACCUCGUGUACCAGAUGCUCAAAGGCCUCAAAUACAUCCACUCAGCUGGGGUCGUCCACAGGGACCUGAAGCCGGGCAACCUGGCUGUGAACGAGGACUGUGAACUGAAGGUGAGUGGACCACAGCAGGCUCAGUCUGGGGGCGGGCGGCUCUCCACCACAGAACCCCUCCAGGCUGCUCCAGAAGCCUCUUCUCUCAGCAAGCUCCUUCUCCCUAUGUCCCCUGAGCCACAGAUCCUGGAUUUUGGGCUGGCACGGCAUGCGGAUGCCGAGAUGACUGGCUAUGUGGUGACCCGCUGGUACCGGGCCCCCGAGGUGAUCCUCAGCUGGAUGCACUACAACCAGACAGUGGACAUCUGGUCUGUUGGCUGUAUCAUGGCAGAGAUGCUGACGGGGAAAACUCUGUUCAAGGGGAAAGAUUACCUGGACCAGCUGACUCAGAUUCUUAAAGUGACUGGGGUGCCGGGUGCAGAGUUUGUGCAGAAGCUGAAUGACAAAGCGGCCAAAGCCUACAUCCAGUCCCUGCCACAGAGUCCUAAGAAAGAUUUCACUCAGCUCUUCCCAAAGGCCAGCCCCCAGGCCACAGACUUGCUGGAGAAGAUACUGGAGCUGGAUGUGGACAAGCGCCUGACAGCCUCACAGGCCCUCACCCACCCCUUCUUCGAGCCCUUCUGGGACCCAGAGGAGGAGACAGAGGCCCAGCAGCCAUUUGUUGAUCCCUUAGAACACCAGAAACUCACAGUGGAUGAAUGGAAGCAGCACAUCUACAAGGAGAUUGUGAACUUCAGCCCCGUUGCCCGGAAGGACUCGCGGCGCCGGAGUGGCAUGAAGCUGCAGUGACUUGUCCAGCCCAGCUCCCACUGAGCCCAGGAGCGGUCACAUGGCACCACUGGCCAGACACUGCCCAAGGACCAAUAUUUAUUGGUCACUAUCGAAGUCUCAAUCCUUCUCCAAAUAUAGCCUUUCAAGCAGAGGACAGAAGGGCCCUUCUUGUGUAGUAAACGGGCCUGGUAGAUGCAGAAUUCAAAGAUGUUGGUUGGGAGACAAUAGCACUGAUCAUAUGGGCCUUAUUAAAACACCCAUCUGAAGAGUCACCUAAGUGUGGGGGCUCCUUUCCUUUCUGGCUGUGGUGGGGCUCUGAGGGGUGCUGAGUGGGGCCAGGGGUCUAUGGCAGUGAUGGCAUGUUAGUUUCCUCGGGCUGCUGUAACAAAGUACCACAAACUCGGUGGCUUAAAACCCCAGCAGUUUAUUCUCUCACAGUUCUGAAGGCCAGAGCCUGAGAUCAAGUUGCUGGCGGGGCCAUGCUCCUUUUGAAGGCUUUUGGGGAGACUCCUUCCUUAUCUCUUCAUAGCUUUGGGUGGUUUUCCUGGCAUGUUGCUGCAUCACUCCCAUCUCUGCUUGUGUAUUCACGUGGCCGCCUUCUCUGAGCGUAUCUGUCCUUUCCUCUAGAAGAGCACCAGUCACUGGAUUCAGGGCUCAUCCUGACCUGGUGUGACCUCCCACACAUUCUUCACUAAUUACAUCUGCAGAGAUUCUAUUUCCAAAUAAAGUCACAUUCUCAGGUUCCAGGUGGGCAUGAAUUUUCAGGGGACACUAACCCACUACAGAUGGCAGUGAGGGCGGCCCCAUCCUGGGCCCUGUGCUCAGGCCCUGUGGGCUGUUAUGGAGCCAAAUGUGUUUGGCUGCUAAAUUAAGGGAGUUGCAGAGAGAGCUGCAGCUGGUGAGACAUUGUGCUCAGGUUAUUUUGGGUGAGUGAUAAGCAAUCAAGAUAGGAAGCGACAGCAGGCUUGUGGACGAGGCGCUGCAGGAGGCAGAAAUGGGCUUGUUCCUGGCUUUAUGGCAAACUGUUCUGCUCCUUUUCGGGAGAUAGCACAGCUUUCCAGAGCUUUAACCUGACAAUGGCGACUAUCCUUCUGUCUGGGUUUGAAAACCUUUGGCAGAAUAAAUUUCCAUUUGCAAAAGCAGCCAGGGAUAUAGUGACCUGUGUACCAGGGGACUUAUUAAAAUUAGACUCCUGGGCCCCACCCUGGGGAUUCCUACUCAGCAGGUCUAAAGUAGAGACCCUAGAAUGUGCAUUUGAAUGAGCGCCUCUUGUCUUGACCCAAGCCUGCGCACAUCCGACGGUUUUUUGAGGCAUUUAGCUGAUUUCGGUACCACUUAAUUUGUCAGGAGGCCUAAAUCAGAACCUACAGUGGGAGAAUGAGGGGCUUCAGGUGAGAUUCACAUUCAUUUUACAGAUGUUAAAACGUAGGCUCACAGGGUGUUUUUAAGGCACUGAAACUCUUCUCUAUGAUACUGUGAUGGUGGAUACAGGACUUUGCUUUUUUUUUUUUUGCAGUUUUUGGCCGGGGCUGGGGCCACCUCCAGCAUAUGGGUUCAGUGCCCUACUCCUUUGAGCCACAGGUGCCACCAGGACUUUGCAUUUGUUAACAUCUGUAGAGUAGUACGACACAAAAAGUGAACCCUCAAGUAAGCGAUGGACUUUAGUUAGUAAUAACGUAUCAGCAUUGGUUCAUCAGUGGUGAUAAAUGUACCACUAACGCAGAUGUUAGUCAUAGGGGAAGAGUGGGAUAUAGGGACCCCGCUGUAUUCUCUGCAAACCUAAACCUGCUCCAAAAAACAAUGACGGCAAAUCCCCUGAGACCCCAAGAGACUCACUGAGAUACCCACAGCUAGGAAGUAAUGGAGUCAGGAAUUGAACCUGGGCAGGCUUGACCACUCUGCCAAAGGCUCUUAACCCAAACUUAGAUUCGAGAGCGGCCCAGCCUUUUCUCUCUUCUUGCCUGUCUCUCUGAGCUCCUUUACUCCUUCCUGCCUGUGUCUAUGGACUCUGUUUUCUGUCCCACAGAGGGGCCCUACUCCUAAAGAGUAGGGGAGUCCUUGACCAGGACUGAUUUUGCCUGCCAUAACCCUGACCUUGCUGAUAGCAAACUACCCCUUGUUCCUGAGUCUAAAUCCCUCUAAGUGUCCUUCUGAGAUGUCUCACUGGCCCCAAGGAAAAAGUCCAGCCUUCUUGGCAUGCCAAUCAAACCCCCAUGCGCUCUGUCUAACCUCAUCAACCCUACUGCCUCCUACAUCUUUAAUGCCAGUGUGGCCUGCCUCAGAUCCACCAUGAGACUCUUUCUGAACAUUAGUAGGUUAAAGGCUCUGGCAAGUCCUGCAAGUAAAGCGAUCCGUUCAAUAUUGUUUAAUCCACAGCUUCCCAAAUGUACUUAAUGACAUUUUCCCCAAGAAAUGUUACAUAUAGCUGUCUUUGCCCAGUGCAGCCCAGUGCUUCUGCCUGUAAGGCCCACCAUCCCCCUCUCCACUCAGGAAAACCUUCCUCAUCCUUCAGGAUGCCACCUCAAGCCUCUCUCAGGGAAUGAGUAGCUUUCUCCCUUUGUCCUAGGCCCAUGUGGGCAUCAUUGCCCACUGUGAGCCCCUUGCUUGGAAAAAGUAUCUGUGAGUAAAUGAAUGAAUGAUGAUCCGGGGUCCUAUAUCGGUCAUUUCUCUGCCCUGACGAGACCAGGGUGGUAGCAAAGGCAGCAGAGAGCACAGCGGGAAGCAGAGGUGGGUGGCCCCGGGCUAUGCCUUCAUGCUGCUGCCCUGAAAAUCUCUAGGCUUUUAGACUCCGAGGCC